CCUCCUCCUAAAACAUUCCCAACGUCAGGGAAACACUCUAGAGUAUCCAUUCAUUCAUACUAAACAAAAAAAAGAUUUAAAAAGCAAGACGUGAGUAGGAAUUCCACCAUUACUCAGAAUAUUUCUACUUUAAAAAAUGCCAGACAUGCCAGUGGCACUGCAAUAUACCCCUCCAGAUGGAGGAUGGGGAUGGGUUGUAGUUUUCGCAUCUUUCAUUUCAAUUGGAUUUUCAUAUGCAUUUCCCAAAGCCAUUACAGUAUAUUUCAAGGAAAUCCAGGAAAUUUUCAGUACUUCAUACAGUGAAAUUGCAUGGAUAUCCUCUAUUAUGCUGGCUGUUAUGUAUGCUGGGGGUCCUAUAAGUAGUAUCCUGGUAAACAAAUAUGGCAGUCGCCCAGUGGUAAUAGCAGGAGGCUUGCUCUGCAGCGUAGGAUUGAUUUCAGCGUCAUUCUGCAACAGUGUGCUUGAACUGUACAUUUGCAUUGGUGUUGUUGGUGGUUUUGGAUUGGCAUUUAAUCUUCAACCAUCUUUGACAAUUAUUGGGAAGUAUUUCUUCAAAAAGCGUCCUAUUGCAAAUGGACUGGCCAUGGCAGGAAGUCCAGUGUUUUUGAGCACACUGGCUCCUCUUAAUCAAUUUCUCUUCAAUACAUUUGGAUGGAGAGGAAGCUUUUUAAUUUUAGGAGGUCUCCUAUUAAACUGUUGCGUGGCUGGAUCCCUCAUGAGGCCCUUUGGACCUAAACCCAUAAAGAAAGAUGAGGAAAAAGCAGAUCAGAAACCUCAUGAGAAAAAGAAAGAAAAGUUAUCAGUAUGCCAAAACAUUAACAAGUAUUUAGACCUGUCACUCUUUAAACACCGGGGGUUUCUCAUUUACCUAUCUGGGAAUGUAAUCAUGUUCUUAGGAUUCUUUGCGCCAAUAGUUUUCCUCGCCCCCUAUGCUAAGCAUAUGGGCAUUGAUGAAUAUUCAUCUGCAUUUUUAUUGUCUAUCCUAGCUUUUGUAGACAUGGUUGCACGACCUUCCAUGGGAAUGGUGGCAAACUCCAAAUACAUCCGCCCAAAGAUACAGUAUUUUUUCAGUUUUGCCAUUCUAUAUAAUGGCAUUUGCCAUGUGUUGUGCCCAUUUGCUAAUGAUUACACUGGACUGGUCAUAUAUUCAAUAUUUUUUGGGUUUGCUUUUGGUAUGGUAAGCAGUGUAUUGUUUGAAACCCUGAUGGACCUUGUUGGAGCAGCAAGAUUCUCCAGUGCUGUUGGACUUGUGACAAUUGUGGAAUGUUGCCCUGUUCUAAUCGGGCCUCCUUUGGGAGGUUGGCUGGUGGAUUUAACUGGAAAUUAUAAAUACAUGUACUUUGUAUGUGGCAUGAUUGUCAUUUUGGCAAGUAUAUGGUUAUUUAUUGGAAACGCCAUCAACUACAGACUACUAGCAAAGGAAAAAUUGGCAAAUAAUGAAAUAAAUGCAGCAAAAGAGGCAGAACCUUUAAACAACACAGAACCCAUUGAAGCGACCAAAAAAUCAAAUGUGGCUAAUUCAUCAGACAGAGAAACUAGUAUAUAACAUGGACUAUUAUUUAUUGGAUUAGAUGCAAGUAUUAUUUAGAGGUUUAUGCUGAUUAAUGGUUAUUAUGGAGUCCUGACAGGUAAAUAUUCCUGCAUUGAAUUCACAGUUCAAGAAAUGAAUGUUACAAAGUUUAGGGCCGUAUUCACUAGUCUAAAUGACAAAAAAAAAGUACAUAUUCUGCUGUGCCUUGCAAAAGUAUUCCCCCCACCUUGGUGUUUUUCCUGAUUUGUAGCUUUACAACCUGGAAUUAAAAUGUAUUUUUGGGGGGUGUAUACCAUUUCAUUUGCAGAACAUGCCUACCACUUUGAAGGUGCAAAAUAUUUUAUACUGUGACAUAAAUAAGAAUUAUGACAAAUGGACUAAGAAAUGUAAUGUGCAUAAGUAUUCAUUCCCUGAAUGUCUAUAAUUUGUGAAUCCAUCUGUUGCUGCAAUUACUAUAGCUAAGCACAUCUAGACACAGGGAUUUAUUCCCCCUCUUCUAGCUGAAAUUACUCCCACUCCGUCAAGCUAGAUGGUGCAUUGGUGUACUAUAGUCUUCAAAUCAUGCUGCAGAUUCUUAGUUAGAUUUAGUUCUGGGCUUUGACUUUAGCUUUAGCACUAUGUUUAGGGUCAUUGUCCUGCUGAUAGCUGGAUCUCCUUCCCAGUCUCAAAACGAAUAUUCUAAAAACUAAUAUAUAGCACUAUAUUCUAUAGUUCUAUAUAUUUGUUUUUGACCCACGCCUGUAUUGAGCAUGCAAUAUUUGCAUAUUACGCGAUCAUUAGCUUGCCGAUUUUCGCGUAAAAAAAAAGUAGAAUAUAGCGAAUAUACGAAUUUGCGAAUAUAUGACGAAUAUUCUACUAAAUAUUUGCAAAAUAUCACAAAUUGGAAUAUGACCCCUGUCGCUCAUUACUACUAACAUCAUGUGACUGAUCAUGUGAAACUUUUAUUGAAUACAGAGCAAAUUUAUUCAACUUAUUAUGUGACUUCUGAAUUUCAUUGGUUGAGCCAGAUAUAUUUUGGGAUUUAAUUGCAAAGGGGAUAGAUACAGGUGCACUCACAACUUUUCAAUAGUUUUUAAUAAAUAUUUUCAAGAAGGUAUAUUUUUACAUUCCACUGUAACAAUUUGGAAUAUUUUGUCAGGUUUAUUACAUAAAAUCUAAAUUAAAAUUCAGGUUGUAGCGCAACAAAACAGGUAAAACACCAAGGAGGGGGAGGGUGAAUACAUUUUCAAGGCACUUUGUAUAUGGAAAAUGCUAAGAUGUUUUAAAAAAUAUUUUACAUUAUCUCAUGUUGACAUCAAGUAACCACAUGUCAAUUGUGAAAUCUGAAAGAAUUAUCCUCUAAUUAUUUGUAACCUUGAAAUACAAAUGUGAUGAUCAAAUAUAUGAAUAUGAAUAUUAUGAUAUUAAUAUUAUUUCACAUUUAAGUGGAUUUAACAUUUUCAGCUGUUUUAAGAUGUUUUGUAUUUUUGUAAUCUCAUGAUGGAGAAAUUAUGGAGGAACGACAACGAUAUAAGGAAUGAUCUUUGCUGCCGAUACAGGUUACUAUUUUUUGCUGCUGGGAAAUCAGUUAUUCUCCAUAGAAUGGGACACAGCUUUGGCUCAUGCACAUUGCAGAGGCAUAUGGUAUGAAACCAUAGACUGCUGUGGGUGCUAUAUUAGAGCUUCAUACAUUUUAGGGAUUGUAUCAAGCCUCCAAAUGCCAAUGUGCAUGAACCUGCCGUAUAACCAGCCAUAUAACGGAAAAAUAAAUUGUUUUAUAAUCUGUA
This is a messenger RNA of Bufo gargarizans (Asiatic toad), 3297 nucleotides long. Its product is annotated as monocarboxylate transporter 2-like. The record is from RefSeq and is a predicted model, not a curated record. NCBI's taxonomy places the organism in Eukaryota, Metazoa, Chordata, Amphibia, Anura, Bufonidae. Gene Ontology annotation, molecular function: monocarboxylic acid transmembrane transporter activity. Gene Ontology annotation, cellular component: membrane. The transcript has 5 exons. Bases 137 to 1546 code for a protein of 469 amino acids. Gene Ontology annotation, biological process: transmembrane transport; monocarboxylic acid transport.